AUGGUUUUACAAAAGCCACAUGGUGCCCAUAUCUUAUGGGCUGGGCUGCUCAUCUGCUGCUUUGUAGAAAUAGGCACUUGCCUAGAAUUCACAGGUGCUGAGGGACAGUGGGCAAGAUUUCCAGUGUGGAAUGCCUGUUGCGAAAGUGAAAUGAGCUUCAACAUGAAAACGAAGAGUUCCCACGGGCUGCUGGUUUACUUCGACGACGAGGGAUUUUGUGACUUCCUAGAACUUCUCAUCCUGAACGGCAAACUCAGCCUGCGAUUCUCCAUCUUCUGUGCCGAGCCCGCGACCGUGGUGUCCGACACAGCGGUCAACGACAGCCAGUGGCACGCGGUCACGAUAAGGAGAAACUUUAAGAACACAACCCUGAUGGUGGACAACGAGAUAAAGUGGGUCGAGGUGAAGUCCAAAAGACGGGAUAUGACUGUUUUCAGCCCUUUGUUUGUUGGCGGAAUACCACCGGAAUUACGAUCGGAGGCGUUGAAACUGACUUCGGCUGGGGUCAAGGAUCGGAAGCCUUUCACUGGAUGGUUAACGAACAUAAAUGUCAACAACACGGAGUCUGUAACGGUCAACAGUGAGGGGGUCUUACACGACUUCUGCGGCACGGCCAACAUGUGCUUAAAUGGAGGAGUCUGCAGUUUAAUUAACAAUGAAGCGACUUGUGACUGCUCUCAGACUGGCUUCCAGGGAAAGGACUGCAGUGAAGAAGACAGCCAAACUGAAGGUAUGGCACACCUGAUGAUGGGCGACCAAGGGCAGAGAGGGGAACCUUGGCUUCUAAGGUCCCUACUGAGCAUUCAAGGAAAAGAAGAGUACGUCGCAACCUUCAAAGGAUCGGAGUUCUUCUGCUACGACUUGUCCUUGAACCCGAUUCAAAGCAGCAGUGACGAAAUCACCUUGUCAUUCAAAACCCUGCAGAGGAACGGACUGAUGCUGCACACGGGCAAAUCAGCCGAUUACGUCAACCUGGCCCUGAAAAAUGGGGCUGUCUCUCUCGUCAUUAAUUUGGGGUCUGGAGCCUUUGAAGCUCUUGUGGAGCCAGUCAAUGGGAAAUUUAAUGACAAUGAUUGGCAUGAUGUCAAAGUUACAAGGAAUCUACGUCAGCACUCAGGCAUUGGACACGCUAUGGUAAACAAACUACAUUGUUCGGUAACAAUAUCCGUGGAUGGGAUUCUGACCACCACAGGAUAUACACAAGAAGACUACACCAUGCUAGGCUCUGAUGACUUUUUCUAUGUUGGAGGGAGUCCUAGCACAGCUGACCUGCCCGGAUCUCCGGUCAGCAACAACUUCAUGGGCUGCCUCAAGGAGGUUGUGUACAAAAACAAUGAUGUGAGACUGGAGCUGUCCAGGCUGGCCAGGCAGGGCGACCCCAAGAUGAAGGUGCACGGUACCGUGGCCUUUAAGUGUGAGAACGUGGCCACUCUGGAACCCAUCACCUUCGAGACGCCAGAGUCUUAUAUCAUCCUCAACAAGUGGAACGCCAAGAAGACGGGCUCCAUCUCCUUUGACUUCCGCACCACCGAGCCCAACGGCCUUCUCCUCUUCAGCCACGGCAAGCCCAAGCAGCCGGGGAAGGAUUCCAAGAACCCCCAGACUCUCAAGGUGGACUUCUUUGCCAUCGAGAUGCUGGACGGACAUUUGUACCUGCUGCUGGACAUGGGCUCGGGAACCACUAAGACCAGGGCGGUCAAUAAGAAGGUCAAUGACGGAGAAUGGUACCAUGUGGACUUCCAGCGAGAUGGCAGAUCAGGCACCAUUUCUAUCAACACCCUCCGCACUGCCUACACGGCCCCUGGAGAAAGUGAGAUCCUGGACUUGGAUGACAACCUCUACCUCGGGGGUUUGCCAGAGAACAAAAUGGGUCUGGUGUUCCCAACGGAGGUGUGGACAGCGCUGCUCAACUACGGCUACGUGGGCUGCAUCCGGGAUCUAUUCAUCGACGGCCAGAGUAAGGAUAUCCGGCGCCUGGCCGAGGUCCAGAAGGCUGCCGGGGUGAAACCCUCGUGCUCGAGGGAGCCUCCUAAGCAGUGUUUGAGCAACCCCUGCCAAAACAAUGGGGUCUGUAGAGAGGGCUGGAACCGCUACGUGUGUGACUGCUCCGGAACUGGCUACCUGGGACGCUCCUGUGAAAGAGAGGCGACGAUCCUCAGCUAUGACGGCAGCAAGUUUAUGAAGGUCCAGCUGCCAGUGGUGAUGCACACAGAGGCCGAGGACGUGUCCCUGCGCUUCCGCUCCCAGCGAGCCUACGGCAUCCUAAUAGCCACCACGUCUCGGGACUCGACUGACAGCCUGCGUCUCGAGCUGGAGAGCGGGCGCGUCCGCCUGACUGUCAAUUUAGAUUGUGUCAGGAUUAACUGUACCUCCAGCAAAGGUCCAGAGACUAUAUUUGCGGGUCAGAAUCUGAACGAUAAUGAGUGGCACACGGUGCGUGUGUACAGGCGAGGCAAGAGUUUGAAACUGACCGUAGACGAUCUGCCGCCUGUAGAAGGUCAAAUGGCGGGCGAUCACACCCAACUGGAGUUCCAUAACAUAGAGACGGGCAUAGUGACAGAGAAGCGCUUCUUGCCCAUGGUGCCGUCCAACUUCAUCGGCCACCUCCAGAGCCUCGCCUUCAACGGCAUGGCCUACAUCGACCUCUGCAAGAACGGCGACAUCGAUUACUGCGAGCUGAACGCCAUGAUCGGCUUCAAGAACAUCAUCGCCGACCCCGUCACCUUCAAGUCGCGCUCCAGCUACGUGACCCUCACCACUCUGCAGGCCUACUACUCCAUGCACCUCUUCUUCCAGUUCAAGACCACGUCCUCGGACGGCCUCAUCCUGUACAACAGCGGGGACGGGAACGACUUCAUCGUGGUGGAGCUGGUCAAAGGCUAUCUGCACUAUGUGUCCGACCUGGGGAACGGAGCCCACUUGAUUAAAGGCAACUCCAACAAGCCCCUGAACGACAACAACUGGCACAACGUCAUCAUCUCCAGGGACACCAACAACCUUCACACUGUGAAGAUCGAUACCAAGAUCACCACGCAGGCAACCUCGGGAGCCAAGAACCUGGACCUGAAGGGCAACCUUUACGUUGGUGGGGUGGCGAAGGAGAUGUUCAAGGAGCUGCCCAAGCUAGUGUUCGCCAAGGAGGGUUUCCAAGGCUGCCUGGCGUCGGUGGAUCUGAACGGGCGGCUCCCGGACCUGAUGUCGGACGCUCUGGACUGCGUGGGUCAGAUAGAGAGAGGGUGUGAGGUUGCAUUGAUGAAAGCUGACUUGCAAGGCCCCAGCACCACGUGCCAGGAGGACUCGUGUGCCAACCAGGGCGUGUGCCUGCAGCAGUGGGAGGGCUUCAGCUGUGACUGCAGCAUGACCACGUUCGGAGGGCCGUUGUGCAAUGACGCGGGAACAACGUACAUAUUCGGGCGAGAUGGCGGACUGGUCACAUACACGUGGCCGCCAAACGACCGUCCCAGCACGAGGGCAGACCGGCUAGCCAUCGGUUUCAGCACGCACCUGAAGGAUGCUGUCCUGGUGAGGGUGGACAGCUCCUCUGGUCUCGGAGACUUCUUGAAGCUCCACAUCGAAAAGGGAAACAUUGCUGUUGUAUUUAAUGUCGGCACAGACGACAUUAACAUUGAGGAGACAUCAAAGUUUGUAAAUGACGGAAAGUACCAUAUAGUGAAGUUUACGAGGAGUGGGGGUAAUGCCACUCUGCAGGUGGAUGACCUGCCAGUCAUUGAGCGCUACCCCACAGGCAACAAUGAUAACGAACGCCUGGCGAUUGCUAGACAGCGAAUCCCAUACCGACUUGGUCGAGUAGUUGACGAAUGGCUACUCGACAAAGGGCGGCAGCUCACAAUCUUCAACAGCCAAACCACUAUACAGAUUGGGGGCUGGGAGCGAGACCGGAGUCGAUCGUUUCAGGGCCAGCUCUCGGGCCUCUACUAUAAUGGCUUGAAGGUGUUCAACAUGGCCGCCGAGGGAGAUCCUAACAUUAAGGUCCAGGGCAGCGUGCGGCUUGUGGGGGACUCGCCCUCCUCCAUCACGCCGCAGUCGAGCACCACGGCAAACCGCUCGGAGACGUCCACAUCCAUCAUGGAGAUCACCACCACCACGGCGUCCAGCAGGCGAGUCAAGCAGACGACGCCACGAGAGCCUCAGCAGACAACCGACGACUUUGUGGUGGCAUCGGCCGAGUGUCCGAGCGACGACGAGGACAUUGAUCCCUGUGAGCCGAGCUCAGGUGGGUUAGCCAAUCCCACGGGUUCUGCACCGAGGAACCCGGGCACAUCGGAGGUCUUCAGGGAGUCCAGCAGCACGACGGGGAUGGUGGUCGGCAUCGUGGCGGCGGCGGCGCUGUGCAUCCUCAUCCUGCUCUACGCCAUGUACAAAUACCGGAACAGAGAUGAAGGCUCGUACCACGUAGACGAGAGUCGCAACUACAUCAGUAACUCGGCGCAGUCCAACGGCACCGUGGUCAAAGAGAAACCAGUCAACACUGCAAAGACCUCGGGCAAGAAUAAGAAGAACAAGGACAAGGAGUACUACGUGUGA
Messenger RNA from Limanda limanda (common dab), 4545 nucleotides. Its product is annotated as neurexin-1a-like. The transcript is spliced from 23 exons. The coding region runs from base 1 to 4545 and encodes 1514 amino acids. The record is from RefSeq and is a predicted model, not a curated record. Lineage: Eukaryota; Metazoa; Chordata; Actinopteri; Pleuronectiformes; Pleuronectidae.